AUGUCUCAGCAAAAUAUUCUGUCCGCUAGUGUUUCAGCGCUCUCUCUUAAUGACCCCGCUGGGCACACAGGCGGAGCGUCUUCCAAAAAGAGCAGAAGACCUCAUAGGGCAUACCACAACUUUUCCUCGGGCACUGUUCCUACUCUGGGUAAUUCACCUUAUACUACACCUCAAUUGAACCAGCAGGAUGGGUUCCAACAACCUCAAGCUUUUACUCCUAAGCAGUUUGGUGGCCCUGGCUUUAAGAACGGUUCAGGAUCCGUUAUGUCUACACCUGUAAUGGUGAGCCAAGAGCAAUUUGGGGUAAGCGAAGCCUCUUCACCUUAUGGCCAGUCUAUUUCUGAUAUGAGGAUACCUCAACCGACUUCUCAUAUUGUUCCAACUCAGAGAUUUGAGGAUCAAGCACAGUAUCUACAACGAUCUUUUGAGACUUGUAGAGAUUCCGUGCCUCCUCUGCCCACAACACAAUUUUAUUGUGUUGAUCAAGGUUCGUGCGAUCCACAUUUGAUGAGUUUGUCCAUGUAUAAUGUUCCCGAGAGUGAACACUUGAGGGCCGCCACCAAGUUACCACUCGGAGUAACCAUCCAGCCGUUUUCUACUUUGACACCAAAUGAUACUGAAGUUCCUACCAUUCCGUUACCAAUGGAUGGUACACCUUUGCGCUGUAGACGUUGUCGUGCCUAUGCGAACCCUAAAUUUCAGUUCACUUAUGAUUCAAGCGUCGUUUGUAACAUUUGUAGGGUUAAGAUGCAAGUUCCAGCAGAACACUUUGCACCCAUGGGACCCAAUGGGCAAAGGAGUGAUAUGAACGAAAAAUUGGAACUUUUGAAAGGAACUGUUGAUUUCUUGGUGCCCAGUGUUUACAAUGCUAUUCAAAAGAAAGAACCUUUACCGUUGCAUUACGUGUUUUUGAUUGACGUUUCAUUAUUAGCCAACGAAAAUGGAAGUUCCUUAGCCACGGUGGAAGGUGUCAGAUCAUGUAUUGAGUAUAUUGCAGAUUUCCAGCCAAAUUGUGAAGUAGCUAUAAUUGUUUAUGACAAUAAGCUGAGAUUUUUCAAUCUAAGACCGGAGUUAGAUAACGCCCAAGAAUACAUUGUCGGUGAAUUGGACGACGUUUUCUUGCCGUUUUACACUGGAUUAUUUGUCAAACCUGGCAACUCGAUGAGAAUCAUCAAUGACACUUUGAUAAAAAUUAGUGGCUAUAUUUCUACCGAUAAAUAUAGUCAUGUGCCACAGAUUUGUUAUGGUUCUGCUCUCCAAGCCGCAAAAUUAGCAUUGGAUACUGUAACUGGUGGUCAAGGUGGUAAGAUUAUCUGUUCUUUAAAUAGUCUACCAACGAUUGGUAAUGGUAAUUUAUCAUUGAAAAGAGACAAUGCACACAUUUCUCAUGUUAAAUGUGAAAAUGGAUUUUACAAGAAGUUGGCGUCAGAUUUUUUGAAGUCUUACAUUUCUUUGGAUUUAUAUGUGACCAAUGCAGGAUUUAUCGAUAUGGCUACUGUGGGCCACCCAGUAGAAAUGACAUCCGGUAUUUUGAAAUAUUACCCACAUUUUCAACAGGAGGUGGAUGCGUUCACAUUGGUCAACGACAUGGUGGCAAAUGUCUCCAAUAUUGUCGGGUACCAAGCCUUAUUAAAGGUACGUUGCUCCACUGGGUUAUCUGUGGAACAAUAUUACUGUGAUUCGUCUGAUAACACUGAUCAUGAUCCAAUCAUUCCAGUAUUGACUAGAGAUACCACUUUAGAUGUUCUGCUUAAAUACGAUAGUAAAAUCAAAGCAGGGACCGACGUUCAUUUUCAAACGGCAUUGUUAUAUACUGACAUCGAUGGUGUUAGGAAAGUUCGCUCUAUCAAUACAUCAGGUGCGGUAUCUAAUAACAUUUGUGAAAUCUUCAAGUUCAUAAACCAGAACCCUGUUAUGAGAAUAAUGAUCAAGGAUGUUAUCAGGACUCUGGGUGACUGUGAUUUUGUAAAGAUUAGGAGAUGGAUUGAUAAUAAGAUGGUCGAAAUAUUGACUCAGUACAGGGGGUUGGUCAGCAGUAAUUCAUCUACACAAUUGAUACUGCCCGAUUCUAUAAAGACAUUGCCGGCGUACAUGUUAGCAUUUGAAAAAAGCCAAUUGAUGAGGCCAAAUGCCCAAAGUACUCGUGGCAACGGGCGAAUUUACGAUUUAUUGAAGUAUGAUUCAUUGAACUCUGCACAACUCUGCUAUAAACUUUACCCACAAAUCAUACCAUUCCAUGUAUUAUUGGAAGAAACUGAUUUGACCUUUUAUGAUGCCAACGAUAAAUUAUUACAAAUUAAUUCUGAUUCCAUCAACAACCUAUCUGUAAGAUCCUCCCACUCCAGUUUCAUUAAUGGUGGUUGCUACAUGAUUUUCCAAGGUGACACUAUUUAUCUAUGGUUUAAUGAGAAUACCAAUAGAAUGCUCUUACAAGAUUUGUUAUCAGUAGAUGAAUCCUUACCCAUCAGUCAAAUUUCGCUCUUUAGUGGGUCGUUGCCCGAGACGGGCACAAGCAUCAAUCAAAAGGCAUCGAAUGUUAUUAAGAACUGGCAACAGACGGUCAACAAGUCUUCACUACCUUUGGUAUUAUUAAGGCCUAACGUCGACCAAUAUUACAGUAGUGUAAUAAGCCAACUGCUUUGCGAGGACAAGACCGAUAACAGAAUUGAAUCAUAUGACAAUUAUUUGGUGAUAAUGCAUAAGAAAAUUCAAGAAAGGCUUCAAAAGGACGAUUUCAUUAAAGUCUCCGCCGCAGCUACUCAUGAAAAUAUUCACCAAAAAUUUGUACAAUUUUGA
Molecule: messenger RNA, 2796 nt
Organism: Saccharomyces kudriavzevii IFO 1802
Lineage: Eukaryota; Fungi; Ascomycota; Saccharomycetes; Saccharomycetales; Saccharomycetaceae
Gene: SFB3
Product: Sfb3p
Exons: 1
Coding region: 1-2796 (931 amino acids)
Biological process (GO): intracellular protein transport; endoplasmic reticulum to Golgi vesicle-mediated transport; COPII-coated vesicle cargo loading
Cellular component (GO): endoplasmic reticulum exit site; COPII vesicle coat
Molecular function (GO): SNARE binding; zinc ion binding
Source: RefSeq, a predicted model, not a curated record